GAGUACAUCAAAGGCGCCAACAUGGGCUGGAACUGCGCUGGCUGCUGGAUACGGCACUUCGAGGACAACGGCUUCCCUACGCCUGCCGGAGCGAAGCCCACCGACAAAAUCAGGGAAUAUGAGCAGCAGUUAUCAGGGACCUGCAACGACAGAGCGAGCGUCCUCCCUUCCCUGGGACUCCUUCCGCUCGGCUACGGCUGCAGCCCCCUGGCGGACACGAGGCAGUUAGACGACCUCCUCAUGGAACCGACGGGCAUGAAGAUCCCCGAGCGUGCCAAUACCACCAUUCCGGUGGGAGCCGCGGACGAAGCGGCGCGGGCCGCAGGGAUAGCCGCGAGUUCGGCCAAGGCUGCCGAGGACCUCCGCGCCCGCAGG
Molecule: messenger RNA, 375 nt
Organism: Prorocentrum cordatum
Lineage: Eukaryota; Dinophyceae; Prorocentrales; Prorocentraceae
Source: the annotation of a GenBank genome assembly